AAAAAUGGACAGUUACAUGUCUCUUUCAUAGUUUAACCCUUACUUCUUUAGAUCUUUGUUGUCGCUCCUUGCCGUUGAUAGCUUCCUUGACCCUUCAUUCAUUUUCUAUUUCCUAAGCAUUUAUGGAUUCACACGUUCCGUCCAACCCGGUGAUACUACUACCUCUAAUAAUAAACUAUAAACGCUUUACCUUUCUCUUUGUGAGACUAAAAACCUUAGCUUUUCAACCUUUUUAAGCUCCCAUCAGUUGGAAAAUUCAGAGUAGGGUUUUGGGUCUAACAGUGAUUCAAAUCAUGCUGUGAAGUCUUUUACCCCUGCUUUGUAUUCAAGUUUGCAACUUGUUUCAAUGUUUUCCAAGGUAGUUUGGCUUGAGUGUUUUGUUUUCAUCCUUGGUGGUGGUGGUCGGUGUGUGAGAUAAAUUUGAAGGAGAAAUGUUGUUUGUAAUUUAAUGGGAGCCUAGGAGACUGGAACUGGGGCAUAGCCAUGUUUUGUAAUUGUUUUGGUGCUUUGAAUUGUUUUGGAAGGAGGGAUGAUCCAGCGGACCAGCCACAUGAACAAGUUGUUGCAACUAAAAAGUUUACCUAUAACUCAUUGAGAUCAGCAACAAACGAUUUUCACCCAUCGAGCAAAAUUGGUGGAGGAGGUUAUGGAGUUGUCCACAAGGGAGUUUUAAGGGAUGGUACUCAUGUUGCCAUCAAGUCUCUUUCAGUUGAGUCUAAACAAGGGGCUCGUGAAUUUAUGACAGAAAUUGAUUUGAUAUCAAAUAUUCGACAUCCAAAUCUUGUGGAACUGAUUGGCUGCUGCAUUGAGGGUAGUAAUCGAAUACUGGUUUAUGAGUUUAUGGAGAACAAUAGCCUUGCAAGCUCUUUGCUUGGUUCAAAGAGUAAAUAUGUUGCUCUGGAUUGGCCAAAGAGGGCUGCUAUUUGUCGUGGCACAGCUUCUGGUCUACUUUUUCUUCAUGAAGAGGCUCAACCAAACAUUGUUCACAGGGAUAUCAAGGCCAGUAACAUAUUGUUGGAUGGGAAUUUUAAUCCGAAAAUUGGGGAUUUUGGUCUUGCAAAACUUUUUCCGGACAAUGUCACCCAUGUUAGUACUAGAGUUGCAGGAACUGUGGGAUAUCUUGCACCAGAAUAUGCACUUCUGGGACAACUUACAAAGAAGGCAGACAUUUACAGUUUUGGGAUUCUCAUGCUUGAAAUAAUCAGUGGGAAAAGUAGUAGCAUAGCAGCAUUUGAUGAGGACUAUCUGGUUUUAGUGGAAUGGGCUUGGAAGCUGAAAGAAGAAAAUAGGCUUCUAGACCUUGUUGAUUCAGAAUUAAGUGAGUAUGAUGAGAGUGAGGUGUAUCGGUUCCUUGUGGUGGCUCUGUUUUGCACCCAAUCAGCUUCUCAGCAUAGACCAAGCAUGAAACAAGUAUUGGAAAUGCUUUCCAGAGAAGUUCAUCUUAACGAGAAGGCUUUGACUGAGCCUGGAAUCUACAAAUGGCAGAGCACUGGAAAAAGGGGUGGUUCUUUGAAUGAGACAUCAUCUCAGGCAAUCAAGCACAGAAAAACUGAAAAUCCACAUGAAGCAGCUUCAGCUCACUUCAGUGGUUCAGAUAUUGUGACAGAGAUGCUUCCAAGAUGAUGAUGGUGUUACGUACAUAAUAGUGGAAUGUGAUAAUGUUUAUCAUUGUAGUUUUUAGGAAUAAGAUCAAUGUGUUUCCAAAGGAAAUAUAAGAUCAUGGGAGAAUUGGCCUUAUUUCAUCAGCAUGUAUAUGUGUGUGUAUGCUUUAUACUUACUCUACUUAGCUAUUUUUCUUUUCUUUCUGCUGUUAGCAGUGUGAUAAUAGUCUUGCUUCUUGUCAAUCCUCAAAGAUAUAGGGUUUUUCAUAUA
Messenger RNA from Vigna unguiculata (cowpea), 1872 nucleotides. RefSeq names its product Protein kinase superfamily protein. NCBI's taxonomy places the organism in Eukaryota, Viridiplantae, Streptophyta, Magnoliopsida, Fabales, Fabaceae. Gene Ontology annotation, molecular function: protein kinase activity; ATP binding. The record is from RefSeq and is a predicted model, not a curated record. Gene Ontology annotation, biological process: protein phosphorylation.